AUGGAACUCAUCAAUUACUUUGCCCUUCCUUCAACGCUGGACAUCAAGCCGCUCCCUUAUCUCGGACAUAUCACUCUCGUGUUGCUAGGAUCAGAAGCUUGUCCAGGCCGAAGUGCGGGGAGUUCGUCUCUCAUUGUUGAGCCCCAAGGCCCCUCCGGACAAGGAUCGGGGCACCUUGUCGCAAUUUCCCCGCAGCGGUGUUGGCCGCGGUUCCUGCUCCGGAGAUCGGCAUGCUUUAAGCGGCCGAGUUGCAGUAGUGUUAUUUUCCGCUUUCUGACGAUUUAUGAGCCCAGCUCCUAUCCGCUAUUGCCACAAUGGUUAAGUGCCGCAUUGUCUACAGGUCGUGUACCCAAAAAAGCGAAAGACGACCGUUCGAGUCUCCGUAUGGGCAUGGUUUUUCUAGCUGGGCUGAGGCGCAGUAUAGACGUCCAUUGUACAGAUGACGGCUCUAGGCGUCUGGGGGACUGCCCGAACGUUGCCACCAAGGACCGCCCUCCACUGACCCAGCGCUUCAGAGCAUCUUGCUCGGUUUACAUGUACGGAGUGAAGGAAAUAAGUCACGAUCGUCUGCAAGCAAACCAAAGGUCAACCCAGUAA
Colletotrichum lupini is the source of this 597-nucleotide messenger RNA. RefSeq lists its product as uncharacterized. NCBI's taxonomy places the organism in Eukaryota, Fungi, Ascomycota, Sordariomycetes, Glomerellales, Glomerellaceae. The record is from RefSeq and is a predicted model, not a curated record. Bases 1 to 597 code for a protein of 198 amino acids. The transcript is spliced from 5 exons.